AUGGCUAGGAAGGGCGAAGGUUUUCAUUCGGCGGUGGCCUACAACACCCAUCAACCACGGGCGGCCCAUUCUACCACUCAAUUUGGGGGCUGCUCGACUUCUGCCUUUAACGAAGUAUCUCACCGAGUUAGGUCCAGUGGCGUUGAUAGCUUGGGGCGAUGGGCUUGGAUACGUCUUCAGGGCCGAACACAAGGCGUUGGCCAGCGCGACUUGGUGGUGAUCUCUGCCUACCGACCAAACCCACCAAACGACGGGCAUCAAACAGUGUGGUUCCAACAUAAUGCCCACUUCAGCCGCACCAACCGCGAUGCAGAACCCAGGGAAGCUUUCAUCAAGGACCUCUCGACGGCAAUCAACAAAUGGCGCGACGACGGCUGUUCUAUCAUCUUGGGCAUCGAUGCCAAAGAUGACUUAUCCUCCUACUCCCCAAAGUCUUUCCGUUUUCGGAUGAGCGAAGUAGGACUGGUCGAGGCGAUCCAGUCUAAGCACCCAGGGUCCCAUCAGGCCACUUACCAGCGGAACCUCCGUGGGUAUCUGAUUGACAGUAUCUUCGCGACGCCUGACGUGCCCAUCCUGGCCGCCGGGUACUACCCUUUUGACGAACACGUCACCUCCGAUCACCGUGGCCUGUGGAUCGACUUUGACUUGAACCGUCUCCUCGGCGGACACCACGAAAUCCACCCAUGUUCCACGCCGGCUGGUGAUGCACAACAAACGGGUGGUUCGACGAUAUGUCCAAUUGGCGGAGCAGGGUUAUAUGCGGUACAAUAUUCCGGGUCGUCUCUCUACCCUAGGAUUCGAUGUUGCCCGACAGCAGGGCGUCAUCACCAAAUCCCAGGCGGACAGAUUCGAUCGGAUACACGCUGA
Molecule: messenger RNA, 867 nt
Organism: Cylindrotheca closterium
Lineage: Eukaryota; Bacillariophyta; Bacillariophyceae; Bacillariales; Bacillariaceae
Source: the annotation of a GenBank genome assembly